AUGACCCAACGCAUACACGCAGAUGAGCUACAUCUUCGCCUUUUCGAUCGAUGGUGCGAGCGACAUGAGCCAGGAUACGUCCAAAACUCGAACGAGAUGCUCCAGCGACGAAAGGACGCCCCAGAACCAGCCCUGGCCGAGGUAAGCAUACACACAAGAACCCGCCCCCCUCCUUCCCCCUCCCUCACUUCGAAUCCGAAUUCGAAUCCCAACAUCUCAAAUCCCAAUCCCAAUCCCAAUUCCGAAACGCCGAUCGCCGUAGUUAUGCUAAGCACGACUUACUAUAAACAGGAGCUCGCCAAGAUCACCGCAGCUCGACGACGACACCGGACACCACCCGAGCUGGCGCAGUUGGAACAAGAAGACAAGACCGAGCGUGAAUGGCUCGCGAAAUCAGACCAACGUGCCCGGGAGGGCGAGACCGAGAGGGAAGCCGAAGCCGCGGCCGAACCAGCACGCGAGAGCGGGACGCAAGAGUGGAAAGAGGCGCGGGGAGAAGCCGGGCCCGGAUCCCGCUGA
This is a messenger RNA of Rhizoctonia solani, 519 nucleotides long. Its product is annotated as transglutaminase-like protein. The coding region runs from base 1 to 519 and encodes 172 amino acids. The record is from RefSeq and is a predicted model, not a curated record. NCBI's taxonomy places the organism in Eukaryota, Fungi, Basidiomycota, Agaricomycetes, Cantharellales, Ceratobasidiaceae. The transcript has a single exon.